This is a messenger RNA of Amphibalanus amphitrite, 2304 nucleotides long. RefSeq names its product protein gustavus-like (gene gus). Bases 253 to 1461 code for a protein of 402 amino acids. The transcript is spliced from 5 exons. The record is from RefSeq and is a predicted model, not a curated record. Gene Ontology annotation, biological process: proteasome-mediated ubiquitin-dependent protein catabolic process. Gene Ontology annotation, cellular component: SCF ubiquitin ligase complex. NCBI's taxonomy places the organism in Eukaryota, Metazoa, Arthropoda, Thecostraca, Balanomorpha, Balanidae. Gene Ontology annotation, molecular function: protein binding.
UCCUCAGGAGCUGGUGGUGAUCGGUCGGUGCGGGGCAUUGCUUCUCAGUCAGUCGGACCUGUGUGAUAGCGAGUACCUCGGAGAGACGAGUCUUCAGUGAUAAGUGAGGACAGUAGUGGUGUGAAGUACAAAACGUUUUCAAUCGAAAACAUCACCUGACAGUCGGUCAUAAGUGAUCUGUUGGAUGGUUGUUGAAUAGUGAGAGCCGAUCGGUGGCACGCUUCAGUCAUCUACCAGCGGACUUGUCCAGCCAUGUACCGUCUGUUCGACGACCAGUGCGCGACGUGCGAGUCGAGCGAGCCGGCCCCGACGCGUCGCCCGUUCGUGCUCGGUCCUCUGCUGUCUGACCCGCGCUUCCCGGAGGUGGAGUGGGCUGCCACGUACCUGAUGAGGGACCCCGUCUGCUGCGCGGUGUACGCCCCCACGGACAGCUUUCCGGCGCAGCCGUCGUUCGCGCCGCUUGGUAACGCCAACUCGCCUGUGUGUGAGGACCGGUGUGACAUCAUACGGGACGCGUUCUGCUGGCUGGCCAGCCCGUGGAUCAUCAGCAGCGUGGAGCAGUUUAUAGAGAUGGCCCGCGCUGGUGUCGGACUGCGCUUCUGCCCGCUAUGCUGCCAGUAUUACAGCCUGGCCAAGUCGACGACGCGCGACAGCAACGGCAACCAGCGCGUGCGGACGCCGCUCAGCAAGGAGCUGACCGUGAGUCCCGACUACGUGCGACCACACCGGCUGGACGUGCUGCUCGACAUGCCGACCGCCUCGCACGACCUGCAGCAGAAGUACGCCUGGAACGCCGACGACCGCAGUCUCAACGUCUUCGUCAAGGAGGACGACAAGAUGACGUUCCAUCGGCACCCGGUGGCGCAGAGCACCGACUGUAUCCGCGGCCUGGUGGGCUUCGAGCGGGGCCUGCACGUCUGGGAGAUCCACUGGUCGAGUCGCCAGCGCGGCACACACGCUGUCGUCGGCGUGGCCACCGCCGACGCGCCGCUCCACUCCACAGGGUAUCAGAGCCUGGUGGGAGCCACAGACUCCAGCUGGGGCUGGGACCUCGGCAGGAACAAGGUCUACCACGACUCCAAGAACAACGAGGGCGUCACAUACCCGAGCAUCCUCAACGACGCCGACCUCAACAGCACGUUCAUGGUGCCCGACAAGUUCAAAGUCAUCCUUGACAUGGACGAGGGCACUCUGGCGUUCAUGGUGGACGGCCAGUAUCUGGGCGUGGCAUUCCGCGGCCUCAAGGGCAAGAAGCUCUACCCGAUCGUGUCGGCCGUAUGGGGCCACUGCGAGAUCACCAUGAAGUACGUCAACGGCCUGAGUCCGGAGCCGCUGCCGCUGGCCGACCUGUGCCGGCGCGCCAUCCGGCAGCAGCUCGGACGGCAGCGGCUCGGGCGCAUCAAGGAGCUCAACCUGCCGGCCACCGUCAACAACUACCUGCUCUACAAGGACCGGCGGUGAGCCGCGCCCGGCGCCGCCCCCCGCCCGGCCUCAGGAGGAUCUCAGCUGGUGGCGCGCCGGCGCGCCAGCCAGCCAGUGACGCGUCCCGCGCGCGCGCAGCGACACGCCACACCGGCGGGACGCGCCGCGUACUGUUCGGAUGCAGCCGCGAUUCUUCCACGCUUGUUUUCAAACGACUUUACUGUGCGCCGCUCUCGGACUGGGUUUUUAUAUUGGAUGAUUUUCAUGAUCUUAUUGGCUGCCUUUGGCAGUGACGGUGUGAAUGGUGGGUGAGUGUGUGGCAGCUGAGGGCUGCACAGCUGGUCGAGUCUGGGUCUGUUAUUGUGAAGAAUUUACCGACGGCAGCGAAUGAACUAGCAUAAUUGUGCACAGUGCGUUUGAUACAUACAGGGGCCUGUCUAUUUCUCUGUAGUUGAGCCGCCGGCCGGCCGGGCGGCCGGUGCGCCCUGCACGCGGCGUACCGGGGACGGCCGGCCGGCGGCGCCACUCCUCUAGGGGUAUCUUGUGUUGUGAUAUGCAUAAUAUACCUUGUGUUUGCAAUGGGGCAUGGCCGGCGCCGCGACGAGUCUCUAUAGUGCUUGAACCGUCUGUAUUUUUACCCGCCCUGCUCAGCGCUGCCGGCCUGUGUCCCCCCUGUCACGUGACCGGCGCCGCACUGUACAUAUCGUGUCACGUGGUCGGUGCUCGGUCGCCGGCCGCCCCAGGCAUUAAGUGUCAUACGUACUUGUACAAAACGCUGGCCGUCUGGGAGGCGGGCGGGCGUGCCGUUCCGCCCGCCGCCGCAGCGCCGGCCGUGCCGACUCCGUUUGUUCUGUUUGUAUUGCCAAUAAACACCAAACCCCC